Messenger RNA from Meleagris gallopavo (turkey), 751 nucleotides. NCBI's taxonomy places the organism in Eukaryota, Metazoa, Chordata, Aves, Galliformes, Phasianidae. The record is from RefSeq and is a predicted model, not a curated record.
UUAGGUGCCCGCGUUUUGGGUGCCCACAUCUCGAAGCCCUCCCACCCAGCCACGAGAAACCCCCACGGGGUGCAUCUGGGGGGCAGCAUCCUCACCCACCCCCCAAAUCCGAUACCCCCCACCCCGUAGCUCCUACCCUGACGAGGAGGGUCCCAAACACUGGUCCAGCUCCCGCUAUGAGCACGUGAUGAAGCUGAGGCAGGCAGCCCUGCAGUCGGCGCGGGACAUGUGGGCUGAUUACCUGCUGUUCCUGGAUGCUGACAACGUCCUGACCAACCCCGACACGUUGGGGCUGCUGAUGGCGGAGAACAAAACGGUGGUGGCACCCAUGCUGGACUCACGUGCUGCCUACUCCAACUUCUGGUGUGGGAUGACGGCUCAGGGUUACUACAAACGCACCCCCGCCUACCUGCCCAUCCGCAAGCGGGAGCGACGCGGCUGCUUCGCCGUGCCCAUGGUGCAUUCCACCUUCCUGCUGGAUCUGAGGAAGGAGGCGUCUCAGCUGCUCGCCUUCUACCCUCCUCACCCCGACUACACCUGGCCCUUCGACGACAUCAUCGUCUUCUCCUUCUCCUGCAAGCAGGCAGAGGUGCAGAUGUUUGUUUGCAACAAGGAGGUGUACGGCUUCCUCCCGGUGCCGCUGCGCUCGCACAGCACGCUGCAGGAUGAGAGGGAGAGCUUCGUGCACGUCCUGCUGGAGGUCAUGGGUGCGUGCGGGGCCUAAUCCUCCCCUGACCCUAAUCCUUAAUCC